Messenger RNA from Limanda limanda (common dab), 2336 nucleotides. RefSeq names its product v-myb avian myeloblastosis viral oncogene homolog-like 2b (gene mybl2b). The record is from RefSeq and is a predicted model, not a curated record. Gene Ontology annotation, cellular component: nucleus. The transcript has 16 exons. Gene Ontology annotation, biological process: regulation of DNA-templated transcription. Gene Ontology annotation, molecular function: RNA polymerase II cis-regulatory region sequence-specific DNA binding; DNA-binding transcription factor activity, RNA polymerase II-specific. NCBI's taxonomy places the organism in Eukaryota, Metazoa, Chordata, Actinopteri, Pleuronectiformes, Pleuronectidae. The coding region runs from base 10 to 1902 and encodes 630 amino acids.
CAGAGGGAAAUGUCCUGGUUGCCGCGCGGGGAGGAUGGGGAGGAGGCCAUGGUCCAGGACACUGACUCCGAUGUGGCCGAGCAGAGGGACGGUGGCAGGGUCAAGGUGAAGUGGAAGCAAGAGGAGGAUGACAAGCUCAAGGCUCUGGUUCAGAAACUGGGACCAACUGAUUGGAAAUAUUUUGCCAGCCACAUACCGAAUCACACUGAACUCCAAUGUCAGCAUCGCUGGUUUAAGGUCCUGGACCCAGAAUUAAUUAAAGGGCCUUGGACCAAAGAGGAGGAUGAUAAGGUCAUAGAGCUUGUAAAUAUCUACGGCAACAAACAGUGGGCACUGGUAGCCAAGCAUCUGAAAGGCCGACUGGGGAAGCAGUGCAGAGAACGCUGGCACAACCAUCUCAAUCCCAAUGUGAAGAAGUCCUCGUGGACAGCCGAGGAGGAUCUCAUCAUCUUCAAAGCUCACAGUCUGCUGGGAAACCGCUGGGCUGAAAUCGCCAAGCUGCUCCCUGGAAGAACUGACAACGCAGUGAAGAAUCACUGGAAUUCAACCAUCAAACGGAAGCUGGAGAUGGGCUUCUAUGCCGGGGAGGUCUUGAAGCCGGAAGAACUUGAGGAGAUGUUGGCCCGUGUGGAUAAGGAUGGGCAGAUUCCUGGUUGCUCUCAGGAUGGUGACGACAACGACCCAGAGCAGAACACAAAUCCUCCAGAGAUGUCAGUCCCAGCCCUCGAUGAAGCCAGGUCCAGCGAAGCAGGGCCGUCCAAGGCUGACCUCUCUCCAAAGGGCAGCGGUUCCAUUAAGACAGAAGCAGACUCCUCAGGAGAAGUUUCCCGCUCCAGCUGGGUGGUGGACAGCUCUGGCUUCCUCUCGCCUGCUGGCCCGGGCCUGAAGGAGGUGAUGGACCUGGUGGAUGGGGACCUGGAUGGCUGGUGCAACCUCGCAGCCUUCGACCUGCCCGAGGACAGUCCGAGCCCCGAGCGCCACCAGUUUCGUCUGGAGGGCAGCGCGUUGCAGGAGUUGAGCAAAGGCAACAGAGGGGAACUCAUCCCCAUCUCUCCCGGAGGCGUGACGCCGCCCUCCUCACUGAACCGCAGACGCCGGAGAUACAUCAGCCUGUCUCCCGACAACAACUCCAUGACUCCCAAGAGCACUCCGGUCAAAACCUUGCCCUUCUCUCCAUCUCAAUUCCUCAACCUGUGGACCAAACAGGAUACUCACGACCUGGAGAACCCGUCCCUCACGUCCACGCCUGUGUGCAGCCAGAGGGCCCUUGUUGGUACACCGCUGCAGCGAGACAAAACGCCCCUGACUCAAAAGGAGAACUCGGCAUUUGUGACACCCAACCACAAGUCCGAUCUCUGCGAGACACCCCGAACUCCAACGCCAUUCAAAAAUGCCAUGGAGAAGUACGGCCCCCUGCAGCCUCUGCCUCAGACUCCAAACCUCGAGGACGACAUAAACGAGGUCAUCCUACGAGACGCCGGAAUUGACUUGGGGGCAGUACGUUACUCUCCGCACGAGCAAAGACGCAAAACAAUGCAUCGACCUACGAAGAAAGUUCGGAAGUCGUUGGCCCUAGAUUCCAUGGACUGCCAAGUGACAAAGCGCAAAUCCAUGAAGACUGAAUUCAGUCACAGCAUCAAGGAAGAACCUGUUACGGUUCCUCUGAACUCCUCGUCAUUGUGCAGUAAGAGGCAUGACAAUAUUUUGGAUCAAGGCUUCCUCCUGGGACCGAGUGACAGUGCCAUAUUUCCCAGCACAGUGCCACCAGUUCCUAUGUCAAAGGAGUGGGAAAGGGUUGUUUGUGGACAAACUAAAGACCAGCUCAUAAUGACAGAGAAAGCCAGGCGCUACCUUCGAUCUCUAAAAUCCCACGCACCCAACCGGGCUCUGAUUCUGUCCUGAGACGUCUCUCAUCUUUCCACCAACAUGUCGCACAUACAGUAAACAAUGUUUGUACCUGGCAUUUUUAAUGUUGGAGAAAAAAAACCAUGUCAUGAGUAGGUUAAGCACAGUUUUUGAAGUCAUAAGCCAGCAAAACAAUAACAGUAUAUAGCUCAAUCAAUAAUUCAAGAGAGAUCUGUACUUUUACAUUUAGUCUCGCUCCAGUGACCUUCACAAUACUGGAAGCUAGAAUCAUAUUUCAUUGUGUUGCCUGUUAACCGUGUUUUGAAAAGAACAAUGAAUGUAAAAUAUCAAAAUCACGACUCUUUACAUUUGCUACCUGAAAAUACAUCAUUUUACCUUGGUCAGGAUCUGAAAUUAAACAGUGUUUUAAAAUUGUGACCAGUACAAACACUCGAGUUGAAUUUCCAUGUCUAUAUUUGUAAUAUAAUAUA